GGAAUGCAUUCACAUAAUGGUCUCAUGACGACAAUUUAGCUAAUCAACUGCCUUGUGCUACAUGUGCGCACUGACACUGCGCUGGGAGCUCAUCUCAAACAGUGCUGCACUGAGAAGGACUCCACGUUGGAUGUAUUGCUGGUUAUUACUCAGAAUUGAAGAGAAUAUUUGAACCAUUCUUUUUCUAAGCUUUUUUCGUAAGACAGCUGUCUCUUUCUCUUACUCUCUUUGUGUGUUUGACAAAAGAAGGGAGAUAAAGUAUAACUGGAAGAACAGGGAUGAAGUUUCUUGUUUUUUCACUUUUCCUGCUCCUCCCUCUGGUGUCUGCCCAGACCUAUAGAUGGGGACCCUGUCCAUCUCCCAGAGUCCAGCCCAACUUUGACCUUAAGCAGUACCUGGGAACGUGGUAUGAGAUUGAGAAACUUCCAGCAUCGUUUGAGAGAGGAAAGUGCAUUGAGGCCAACUAUGCUUUGAGAGGGGAUGGCACAAUCCGAGUGCUCAACACCCAGACUUAUAAAGGCAAAGUUACCCCUAUCGAGGGAACAGCUGUUGUACCAGAUCUCAAGGAACCAGCCAAGUUGGGAGUCAGUUUCUCUUACUUCUCUCCCUACAGCGCGUACUGGGUGCUGAGCACAGACUAUGCGACCGGGGCAGUGGUGUACUCCUGUACCGACAUUCUGAAGCUGUUCCACGUGGAGUUUGCCUGGAUCCUGGGGCGCUCCCGCUUCCUGACUGUUGCCACCGUGGAUCAUGCCAGACAGCUGCUGCAGCAAGAAAACAUUGACAUCACUAACUUAAAGGCCACUGACCAGUCAGGCUGCCAAAACAUUUAAAAAGACAGCUAAGAGGAUGACUGGUACCCUUGAUCUACUACUCUUUUGAGCGCCCACGUUUAGAUUGACUUCUUGUUACUACCCCGUGUCUCUUGUGUCAAUCUGAGAAUUCUGAACAGGUGUAAUCAAUAUCCCCCUGCUUGUAUUUUACACUACUUAUAACAUUAUGCAUGUUUUAGAUCUGAUGUAAUGCCUUUAAAUAAGCGGUAUGUACGGGUUGAUCAGAAAUUGAGCACUGCAUAUCAGGGUACAAUUCCUAUCUGUUUUUCAGGAAUUCAUGUUUUACAACAUUCAUUAUAUAUCAUAUGUUAUGUGUUCUUAUUUCAGAGUUGGUGAUACUUCAAGUAUUUAACACUGAAUUGUUUUAUUCUCUUGCAUGGGAUUUUCGUAAUUUUUUACCCAUUGGAUUUGUUUUCAGAUAUAAAUAUUGGGGUUUGUCUAUUAAAGUAUAAUUUUGAAAUCA
Hypomesus transpacificus is the source of this 1296-nucleotide messenger RNA. It is a transcript of the gene apodb, whose product is annotated as apolipoprotein Db. Gene Ontology annotation, molecular function: lipid binding. The record is from RefSeq and is a predicted model, not a curated record. Lineage: Eukaryota; Metazoa; Chordata; Actinopteri; Osmeriformes; Osmeridae. The transcript is spliced from 6 exons. Bases 279 to 833 code for a protein of 184 amino acids. Gene Ontology annotation, biological process: tissue regeneration; lipid transport; brain development.